Dromiciops gliroides (monito del monte) is the source of this 4446-nucleotide messenger RNA. Its product is annotated as E3 ubiquitin-protein ligase DTX3L-like. The transcript has 2 exons. NCBI's taxonomy places the organism in Eukaryota, Metazoa, Chordata, Mammalia, Microbiotheria, Microbiotheriidae. Gene Ontology annotation, biological process: protein ubiquitination; Notch signaling pathway. The record is from RefSeq and is a predicted model, not a curated record. The coding region runs from base 298 to 2550 and encodes 750 amino acids.
GUGACGUCACAGGUCUCCUCCUUUCUGCGGUUUUCACCUGGGUUGGGGUGUCCUGCAUUCAGUGAAAAGGGGCUGCCAGCCGAUCCAGCGCCAUCCACCUCCCGCCAUCCCCAUCCCCCGCAUCCGGGCCCGCGUGAUCCACUCUGGGAGUCCCCUGUGUGAGGGAGAGAGGUGGCAGUAGGGAGCUGACAGCACCCUUUUGUCUCCCCUCUUUGUUCCCUAUUUUCCCCUCUCCAGAGUCAGCGAACAAACAUCAUAACCUGGGAUCUUUGACUCACAAGUUCCUUCACUGCCCUGAUGGCCACUAGCAGCCUUGCCCACAGCCCGCUGUACCGGGUGCUGGUCCGGGUAUCUGAGAGCUGCUCUGGAAUAGAAAAAAAGCUGCAAAAGUAUUUCCAGAACCCAUGGAGGUCCGGGGGAGGCAAGUGCAGGGUCAAAGCUGGUCCCCGAGAAGGCACAUUCUGGGUAGAGUUUUAUAAAAGACAAGCCAAGGAAGGUGUGAUGGCAAAGAAAGAUCACUCUGUGGCAAUCGGUGCUGCAUCACAUGUGAACAUUUUCCUAGAAACAGAUGAAAGCCAAAGCGACAACAGUUUGGAGAUGAGUCAGUUUUCCUCUCAGGCUCAGUCACUCCCAGAAAAAUUUCCAGAUGAGAAGCACUCAGAUGAACGAGGUGCUCCUAGCUCUUCUAAUUCGUUCAUUAAAAAGAUAUUUCUCCAAGUAAGGGCCCAGCUGAAAUUCAGGCUUUCAAAAGAGCAGAGGGAGAAAAUUAUUGACCUCUGCCCAAAUGUUAGAAUAGAGGUCUACCGUGAUAAACCUGAGAAAUUGAUUGGUGAAUAUCAAGAUAUAGUAAAAAUUUAUCACUUGUUAAGUGAUAGGGUGCUAGGAAACAACCAAAAAGAUCAUUUUCCCCACUCAGCCUCAGCAAGAAAAAAUGAGCACAGUAAGCCAAAUGACUGUGACAGUCCUGUUCUUCGCUCCAAACCCAAACACAAAACAGAAGAGAACUUUAUUACAGUUCCUUCAGAUAUGUAUGAAUAUUUCAAAUAUUUCUUUGCUGAAACUCUGGCCAGAAUAGAAAGUGAGCAUCAAGUACAAAUCAAAAGUACUGUGGCAUAUUCUACGGCCAAUGUUUGUUUAAAGUUCGAGACAAGUAAGCCAGGGGACAGAAAAGCAGCUCAAGAAGCUUUUACCAGAGCAUUUCAGAAGGAAAUACAGAACGUGAACCAUCAUGAUGUUCAUUUCUCAGAUAACAAACUGGCACUUGAAGUCCAAAAAAUACUGACAGGCAUAUUUAAAAACCUCCGUAUUAAAGCUGAAGGAAAAGUAUUAAUCCUAUGGGGAAACCAAGAGGAUAUUUCAGGAGCUCAACAUUUCCUUGAAUCAAACCUCUCCCAUAAACAACCUCUGGAAAUGAUGAUUUCCCAAAACCCGAAGAAGAAUGAAAUUGAAGUUGAUACAGCUUACUUGCGUCUUCUGGACCAAGAAAUCAGAGAAAUCGAGAAAACAUAUGACACUGUAAUGGAAAUGAUAAACAAACCCAAAACCCGAAAAACCCUCAUUGUAUUUAAACCAAAACACAAAGACAUAGACCUCUCUGCACAUGCUUGUGAAGAUUUCAUUGAGAUCUUUCAGAUGCUCUUACAAGAGGUUGUCAAAGAGGUAGUGAUCCUGAAACCAUUAGAUGAAGAGAGAAAGCGUUGGCCUGAAAAGACAUUCUUUGAAGAAUUUGAAAGAAAGCACCUCUAUAUAAACUUGGAGUGGUUUGAACAGCAACUGACAUUGACUGGUUUACCCAAGUACGUUGGAAAAGCAAUGAAGUAUAUUAAGAAACAUUUUACUAUUGAAGGUCCUCCUCAGCAGAGACAAGGGCUAGUUCUCUCCCUUGGAGAAAUUUGGUUCAGAAUCCCCAGAUCCACCUUGCACAAAAAUGGUGAUGAUUUAAAGAUGGCUUUCCCUAACUUCAAGGGAUUGCCUGGCUUAGGAAUGGAGGAUGAAGAGGAUGAUGAAUGUGCUAUCUGUCUAGAUGUCAUUCACCACAAGGAAGUCCUCUCAAAGUGCAAGCAUGAGUUCUGUGGCCCUUGUAUCAGAGAGGCCAUGAAGCAUAGGCCAGUGUGCCCUGUAUGCCAGACUUCCUAUCACGUCGUGAAAGGGAACCAGCCAGAUGGAACAAUGACAACCUCUUACAGAACCUCUUCACUUCCAGGUUAUAAUUCAUGCGGCACCAUUGUGAUUCAGUAUGACAUGCGGGGAGGCAUACAGACAGAAGAUCAUCCCAACCCAGGAAAACGCUAUGAAGGAACAAGACGGGUGGCAUAUUUGCCAAAUAAUGAAGAAGGACGGCACGUUUUGAAUCUCCUCAGAAGAGCUUUUGACCAAAGGUUGAUUUUCACAGUAGGACAGUCUCAGACAUCAGGAGUCAAUGAUGUGAUCACUUGGAAUGAUAUUCACCACAAAACUCUGCAGUUCGGCGGGCCAGAAAACUUUGGUUACCCUGAUCCCAAUUAUCUGCAACGAGUCAAGAUGGAGCUGAAGGCAAAAGGAAUUGAUUAAAAGUGCUGACUUCAAGGGUGCCUUGAGAGCUGGGCUUGCAAGAGCUGCAGCUGUGGAAAAGAAUGAAAGCAAUCAUUAAAAUAGUUGUGUGUAGGCACUAUUUAGAGAAAACAAAAAGAAUUUGAGAAGAAAUUAGUUUGUUUAGGGCUGAGUGGGAUGAACUGCUACCUGUUAACCUGUCUAAUUUCUUGGAGAUAUUUACAUUUUAUUACACAAACUCAGAGUCAGGUAGGAAUGUAAAAGUUGCUCUAGUGAGAAACCGAAGUGUAUCUCUCAGUGCUUUCCUGCCUGUAUCCAUUUUGCUGUCACCAGAGAUGCUGGAGUUAAGGAAUCUUCCAUACCACCUGCACAAGGUCCAUUCACAUUAUUUGUGGUCAGCUGUUGGUGGCCUUAGAACUCACCAGUUCUAGCUCCCUUGUAACUGGAAUGGUAGCCAGGAACAUUAAAAACAUUGAAAUCUUGAAGAAGAUUAUAGUCUGCUUUUACUUACAUGAAUCCUUCACUUCCACAAGAAACUAUCCAUCCUUAGAGCUCUGGCAGAUGUGAUAUAAAUUGAAGAGUAGAGAAAGAUAUUUCUGUCUUCAGUCAAGUCCAGUGACUUUCAGUCACUUUCAAGAACAAAUACAAAAGCCUCUGUUUGGCAUUCAACACCCUUCAUAAUCUUGCUUUUCCUUUUACUGCCCCAAUAUGGACUCUGUGAUUCAGUGAUUGUGGCUGCCUUGAUGUUCCUUGUACAAGAAAUUCCAUCUCACCAGAUUGUGCAUUUUCACUGUAUAUCCCCCAUCCCUGGAAUUCUUUUCCUCCUCAUUUUCUUCUACUGACUUCCCUGACUUCUUUCAAGUCCUACCUAAUGAAACCUUUCCCAAACUCCCUUUUCCUGUGUGGAUUAUCUUGAAUUUUCUUGUAUGUAGCUUGUUUGUACAUAGUUGUUUGCAUAUUGUCUUUCCAAUUAGACUGUGAGCUACUUGAGAAUAGAGACUGUCCUUUGCCUUCUUUUGUAUCCCCAGAACUUAGUAUAGUACCUAGCAUAUAGUAGGCACUUAAAUACUUAUUGACUUAUUGACUGACUAUGGGCAGGCUCAUUGACCUGGGAAUCAGAGUUUCCAGAUUAAUAGGCAACUGGAAUUGGCUUGUGUACUGCUCUGUUUCUCUGCAUUUUUAGGUCACCUUUUGGGGCACACCUCGUGGCAAUUGCUCUGUUUAUCUAGUCUUAGUGAGACCCAAAUGUUUUCUGACUUUUAACCUUCACAAAAUAGUCUGUUCAAUUUGCCAUUAUUCUAAGCAUCCCCUAAAAAGUGUAGUAGUAGGGCAACAGAUGAAGUGCCCAUCCAUGUCUGAAUGAGUCCACCUUUUGUCUUUGCUACAAAAAAAGUAAGCUUAAUCAUUAGGAGCUCAAAUACUAGAUCCUGUGGCAUUGUGGAAGAAACCCCUGAUACAGUGGUUCCUUUCCCAGUUAUAAACAGCUUAUUGGUGAUAAUGGCACAUCCUAUUGCCCCAUUGUACAAGGUUAAAUAUUGUAGCCCAAAUGAUAUCUAGUUGAUUUUUCUCUAAAUAAUUAAAUCAUCUGAAUCUGGUUCUAUGCUUAUGUUAGGGGAGACAUGAUUUAAUGACUGUGUCACAUGCUUCUAAUAAAGUCAGAACUGUCAUGGUCAGAAAAAAGUUAUGAUUUGUAAAGAUUUUAUUAACUAUUUCUGUGUUUUUACUUUUGUUUGCAAAACAUCUGUGCCCUAAAUUGACAUGGUCAAUUUUUGUAAAAGUUCCAUGUGCUAUUGUGAAAUGUGUAUUGAAGUCCCAUUUAGAAGAUGCUAUAAAGUUUUUCUGAUCUUGUUUCUCUAACAAUUUGCUCAGUUCCUUAUUUUCCUUGUUUAUAUUUCUAUUAAAAUCAUUCCAAACUGA